CUCUUAUAUUAAUGCCCAAGUUGUCACACUUUAACGCAGUUCUCAGAUUUCCUCUCUCUUAGUUCGGAUCAUGUCUGCAUUUGAUACAAUGAAACUGGUAUAUGUGUACUGUUCUCUGCUGAUAGCAGCCAGACAGGCUGUAGAGGCUGUUGGCAGUGGCCCGUCUGGGGUUCUGGAAAAGGUGUCUGGAGUUUCCAGCUGUUCCCAAGUGAGACUGAAGCCAGCAGGGCAGUGUGAAGAUGAAGAGUGUCCGUACCAACUCACACUGCCUCCUCUGACCAUGCAGCUUCCCAAACAAUUCAGACUACUUGAGAAGACCAUGAAGGAACUGCAGAGCUUGAAGGAGACAGUAAACAGAUUGAAGAGCUCCUGUCUGGAGUGCAACUCGCAGAAAGUGGACCUUAACUUGCAGAAGGACAGUGGAGAUCCCCCGGCUGGGAGCACAGAGCACGGUAGAGGGGACACUAGCACAGUAGUCUACUGGAACGGGAACGACAGCAAUAAUAACAUUGUACAGGAUAUGCAGGUGAAGAUGAACCGAAUGUCUAACAGCCUGAAGAACGCACGGGUGCAGAUUAACUCCCUUCAGGGUCGUCUGGAGGAGCUUAACCUUCUCAAUUUGGAGAACGUCGAGGCUAUAGUUGACAGAAAAGUUGAGAACAUCACCGGGAUGGUCAACAAAAUCGGAAGCACCUGCACUUCACAAUGUUCGGUUCAGCAUCAACUUCAGCACAUCAAAACCUUGACUCCCAGAGACUGCUCUGACAUCAGUUUGCUGGAGCAGAGGACCAACGGAGUGUACCAGGUGACCCCUGACCCCAAGAACGGCAGCUUUCCAGUGUACUGCGACAUGGAGUCAUUUGGUGGUGGAUGGACGGUUGUGCAGCGACGAAUCAAUGGCAGCGUGAGCUUCAACCGCACCUGGGCCGAAUACAAGAAAGGCUUUGGUGACCCGGAUAGGGAAUUCUGGCUGGGCAAUGACAAAAUCCACCUGCUCACCAAAGCCAAAGACAUGGUUCUUCGCAUUGAGCUUGAAGACUUUGAGGGCACACGUGGGUAUGCCAAGUAUGAACAGUUCUACGUGUCAAAUGAGAUUCUCCGUUAUCGACUGUCCGUGAGCGGAUACACAGGGACUGCUGGAAAUGCUCUACAGUUUAGCAAACACUUCAACCAUGAUCAGAAGUUCUUUACCACACCAGACAAAGACAACGACAUGUACCCCUCAGGCAAUUGUGGGGCGUACUACGGAUCGGGCUGGUGGUUUGAUGCCUGCAUGUCAGCAAAUCUCAAUGGCAAAUACUACAAAACAAAGUACAAGGGGAAGAGAGAUGGGAUCUUUUGGGGCACAUGGCACAACCAGACUACAGAGUACUAUCCGACGAACUAUAGACAGGCAUUUAAAAAUGUCAAAAUGAUGAUAAGGCCAAAGAAUUAUGCCCCCUAAGCCUACUGAUGAAUAAAUGCAAAGAAAAAUUGUUUUUGGUGCCAUUACACACUUUCCAACAUGGAAAAUGUAUUACAGUUUAGCAUGAAGAUGUAAUGGCGUUAAAAGGUGAUGUAAAAACGACCAUUUAAACAACUUUACCACUCAAAUAAUACAAGUUUUAACAAAAGAAUGAAUGCAAGUGCUUUUAUAAAAUGAAAAGCUUACAUUUUCUAUCUUUAAACCCUCCAAAAAUGGGCCCCAUUCACUUCCUUAGUAAGUGCAUCCGUGGUAAUCAAUAUUAUGCCACAAAGACUGUCGACUGAGCUUAACUUGUAUUGAACACAGAAAUUCCUUUAACAAAACUGCAUUCAAAGACAAGGAAAAAACUCUUUAUUACAAGCAUAUUUGGUCUGUUUCAUAUACAAAGCAAAUGGAUGUACAAUCCAGCUUCUACUAAGAAGUUAUAGUAUCUGGACAUUGUUUAAUGGUUUUAAUUCUUUUUCGUGUGCUACUGCCAUCUUGUGUUCAAUGGUUUACUAUAACAUAUCCUUUAAAGACCCUGUGAAAAUAACACGGAAGUUUUGCUGCUUUUAGUCCAUUUCUAUUAGCUUUAGGGUCAUCUAUAUGCCAGUGUACUUCUAAAGGUUCACAAAAUUCAUUUUCAGCAGUUUUGCUCUUUCGUCUAGAAAGACACAGUCAAAUCAUGAUGUCAAACUGCACUAGAGAAACUUUGUCCAUUUAAAUGCAUUCUAGAAUAAGAAGGCACUGGCCCCAUUGAUCUGCUCACCGCAAAUGGCUGUGUUCUCACCUGCCCUGACAGUUCCUUCACAGGGCACUUCAAAGAGAGCACAAUCCAUGUUGUGGGGUCUUUCUAAACAGUAGAAGUGAGUUGUGACUGACGGUUAUCACCUUUCAGCCCCCUGAAGCCCUCAGAGUGGACGGUAAUUGUCUUUGAAGGGAAUAGGGCAUAGGGUCUACCACCUCUAAAUUGGAACUCGUUUGUGGGAGUUUAUAUUUAAUGCAGACGUUUUUCAGAGGUUUCUUGGAAUGUGCAUAAAGAGUACAUUUUCUUUGCUCUAUCUAUUUAGUGUAGUGUGAUUUAAAACAUUGAUAUGUUUGUUUGUGAUUUAUCUUCAUGGCUUGCACAACAGCUCCUGCCUCGUCACCAGUGAAGUCCACAAUGCGCUGAUUUUGUUUGUAACAGGGUCUGUUUGAUCACUUUUCGGAUCUCAAGUCAGUGGAAAGUGUCCAAACUUGGUUGAGAUCGAUCAGUUUCUGUACAGUUUCACUCUAACAACAGCACGGUGGACAGAGUAAUGUUGUGUGAGUGUGUGUGUGUGUGUGUGUGUGUGUGUGUGUGUGUGUGUGUGUGUGUGUGUGUGUGUGUGUCUGUAUGACUGCGUUUAUUGGCACGAGCCAACUUCAUGUUUCAGUAGGAAAUACGUCAAAAGCGUAAAGUGAACUGUCCUUUUCAAGGCACUUCACGGGGUCUUUAAGAAUAAAAUAAAGAUGUAAGGUUCAACUAGAAAAUUUACAGUAUUUAUUUUGGAAAGAAUGGGAAUCAUUUUAAAUACUUUUUUAAAGUAUUUUGGCAUGACCUUACUUAAUGGUAGAAAUAGCAGCAACAGCUUUGACAUUCUUCCUUUUCUGAAAUUAAUUUAGUGAACAAUGUUUUUAAUCAUUCUUAUAUUUUCAGAAACUGUUUGUAUAUUGGUGCAUUUCUAUAAGACUAAUAAAUUAGCGUUUUUAAAGGUACAUUCAUCUUUUGUAUUAAUAUAAUAAAGAUUUGACCAACUUUAAGUGUUUGUGCCCCACUGUAUUUA
Messenger RNA from Xyrauchen texanus (razorback sucker), 3249 nucleotides. RefSeq names its product fibroleukin-like. Lineage: Eukaryota; Metazoa; Chordata; Actinopteri; Cypriniformes; Catostomidae. The coding region runs from base 71 to 1444 and encodes 457 amino acids. The transcript has 2 exons. The record is from RefSeq and is a predicted model, not a curated record.